This is a messenger RNA of Aedes aegypti (yellow fever mosquito), 2986 nucleotides long. RefSeq names its product nucleolar complex protein 4 homolog A. NCBI's taxonomy places the organism in Eukaryota, Metazoa, Arthropoda, Insecta, Diptera, Culicidae. Gene Ontology annotation, biological process: ribosome biogenesis. The record is from RefSeq and is a predicted model, not a curated record. The transcript is spliced from 5 exons. Gene Ontology annotation, cellular component: small-subunit processome; Noc4p-Nop14p complex; nucleolus. Bases 175 to 1719 code for a protein of 514 amino acids.
CGUUCCGUCAGUUUUUGGUCCGAUCGACGAGGCGAAGCAUCAGCAGCACACUUCAAACACGACGAAAACGAGUGGUGGUGCGUGUUUUUUUUUCUUCUCUCUACAUCCCAAAGUCGAAGUCGUCGUCAGGAAGAAAAUAUUUGCGACGGUGAAAAAAGUAGUGCACAAGAAAAAAUGUCGUCCUCCGCAAAUAGCCAUCAUCAGCAGCAGCAACAUCAGUCAUCCGGCAAAGCUCUGUCCCGGCAACUCAAAGCCAAAGGCAGCGAAUUUCUUGCGGCCACGGAAAGCUCUUCCAACAAUCUGCUGGAAAUUGUUGCGUUCCUAAAGGAGAGUAAUGCUCGAAAAAGUGCCGUAAUUCCCUGUCUGCUGGUAGUGGAGUCCAUUUUCUGCGAGCUGCUCAAACGAAACGAGAUGCAAAUUGUUGUUCAGCCAUUGAAACCAGCUGAUGCAUCAUCCGGAUCAUCCCACAAGCAGUGGCUGCAAGCCCAGUACAAAGAAUCGUUCAGUGCCAUAUUGGAGUGCUUAGCGCAUGAGAAAUCCGCAGAGAGUGUACAAGCGUUGACCACAGCCAUGAAGCUGAUUGUGGCCGAAACGGAACACCCGUUGGAAGCCAACACCGGAACGGUUCAUUUCCCGAUGUCCAAGUUGAGGCAGGUUCUCCAGGCGAUGCUGUCCACGGAUCGACUCAAUACGCACUUAGUCAAUCGCUUUUUGGAGUAUUCUGCCCAUCUGGAUGUGAUCUACUUCUGCUGGAAGAUUCUGCCGUCACUGGCCCCGAAAGAAUUCUGUCCCAGUACGGUGUUCAUACAGAACUAUCUCAGCCUUCUUGGGACCAUCUGCUUCGGCAAGGAAGCCGUAGAAGAAUCUCCGAGCUUUCUUUGCAUCCAGAUGCAGCUGGACUAUCCGUACAUCCGGAAGCACAUCAACAAGACGUGGUCCUGCGUGAUGAACUGGAAGCACGACGAAACGAGCCACCGCCAAAUGCUGAUUCUCCUGUUGGAGAAGGUCCUAUCACAUCUGGACAAACCGGUCCUCCUUACAGAUUUCCUAAUGGAUUCCCUGGACGUCGGUGGUGCCAUCAGUCUGCUGGCCCUGCAGGGCAUUUUCGUGCUGAUCCAGCAGCAUAAUCUCACCUAUCCGAACAUCUACGAGAAGCUGUACUCGAUGUUCGAGCCGGAAAUCUUCCACACCAAGUUCAAGGCGCGCCUUUUCUACCUGGCGGAUAUCUUUCUCAGUUCGAGCCAUCUGCCGGAGGGUUUGGUGGCUGCCUUCGUGAAGCGCCUUGCCCGAUUAGCGCUGAUUGCUCCUCCGCAGGACAUCGUCAUCAUUCUGCGGUUCAUCGGCAAUCUGUUCAUGCGGCAUCCGGCGCUGAAGAGACUGAUUUUCCAUCCCACCGGAGGCGAGGUGCCGCAUGAUCCCUACGUAAUGGACGAACGCGAUCCGAUCAAAUCGAACGCCCUGGACAGUUCCCUGUGGGAGGUGGCCACCUUGCAGUCGCAUGUGCUGCCCUCCGUGGCCACAGCCGCCAAAUUCAUUUCCAAUCCGUUCCCGACGGCCGAGUGGGAUCUCGCAUCGGUGCUGGAGAUUAAUGAGAAUGAUAUUUUCGACAAGGAAAUCGCGAAAAAGUCCAAAGAAUAUGCCUUAAGCCUGGAGAGACCAACGUCGAUGUUCGUACACUGCGGUGGCGAAAAGACUUCCCAAUGCUGGAAGCUAUACUGAAUCCGCGACACCGGCCUUGGGGAUGCAAUUUCAAUAUCGGUAAUUUUGUUUUUUUUUUCAUCAUUUGAUGACACUUUUUUUCGGCUACAAAUGAUUCAUUUUGUACCACACUAACGAGAAGCUUUUUGUUGUAAAAAUGAAUUUCGGUUAGAUUUUAUCUACUUAUUUGUAUAUCAUGCCACCUUUUAGUACUUUAGCAUAGUAGUGCGCUGACAAGACAGCUCUCAUUAAUCACAUUACGGGAUGUAUAUCGAAAAUAUUAUAUCUAUCCAUACUAUGCGCAUACCAACUACUAUAAUAGACCCAUCAUAUAGAACACACAAUACAUGUAAUAGCCACCAUUCGCAAUAGAUUUAAAAUAGUAUACUGCAAAACGAAUACAGGAUCACCAUUAUUAUUCGAAUAUAAUAGAUAUUAGCAGACUUAUAAAAUUGUGUAUCUUCUCAAACAUAGUCAUAGCCAAAUCCGCCAGAACAAAAACGAAGAAUGAAAUAAACGUUCCUACCCUGGACACACUUGACGCAGUGUGCCCUUAGAGCAAGAGAAACCCUUACUACACAACAGUAUGAUUCAAUGAAUACCCCUCGAAAGUAACAAUGGAAAUUGCAUAAAACGUAUGGAUAUAAUAGGUUCAUGUUGGUUGUUUUAUUCGAUGUUAUUUAUUGUUUAAUAGUAACAAGCAAACACACUCACAUUUAUAUGCGAAGUCAAAUAUGUUCAUUGUACCACAAGUAGCUAUAACAAACAAUUGGAAACCCAUGCCCGGAGAAAGGAGGAAGCACAAGCAAGUCGUAGACGUAGAGCUAACAAUGUGAUGCAAAAACUGUUCAUGUACACACCUCUGGUCGCAGAACGGAACAACCGGAAUCGAUACGGUUCUUUGGAAUUGAUAACCUAAAGGAAUGGAAGACAUCGCUAGUGUGGUGCCCUGUUGCGUAGUUCCCGUAGAUAAGUAGGAUAUAUAUUUAAAUUGAACAUUGGUACCAUUUCAGCCGAAGCGGCGCCAUGAAAUACAAACAACCACAGCAAAAACCCUUACUACACUCGUACACACAAACACACACACAUACACAUUAACUUGUACUUUAUAGAUAUGGAAAAUGAAAUCUUUACAAAAAAACACAAACAGCGGUGAUGAUAGAAUAUUUGAAUUUAAACUAGACAUCUAUACGAUAGAAAAACAACAAAUGGAUGAGUUGGAUAAGGAGCGAAAGAGAGAGUUAGAGAGUAAUACAAGUAAUAAUGCCAAGUUCGGUUACUCUUCCAA